This is a messenger RNA of Nylanderia fulva, 2075 nucleotides long. RefSeq lists its product as uncharacterized. Gene Ontology annotation, molecular function: mRNA binding; RNA endonuclease activity. Gene Ontology annotation, cellular component: cytoplasmic ribonucleoprotein granule; nucleus. Lineage: Eukaryota; Metazoa; Arthropoda; Insecta; Hymenoptera; Formicidae. The record is from RefSeq and is a predicted model, not a curated record.
UGUCUCUCUAAUCUUUCCGAUAGAGCUUAACGACUGAUAGACGCAUAUGUUGUUCUCGUGGACGGAUUCAAUAUUUAUCUUUAUUACGUUUUGAUAAAUAUCUUGAUUAUCAAAGAAUUUUCUUUUUAUUUGUUUCGCCAGGUUUAAAUUUACGAUGAGUAAUAUUCAAUCUACUAAUGUUAGAACAAAGAGACGUCGAGAAGCACAAUGUUAUGAAAGUCCAUUGAACGGUUCUUUCGUGGAAAGCAGGAAAGAUUGUAGGCACGAUGGUAAACUUAUCGACCUUUUUAAUGGAGAGAAGAGAUUGACUCGUGGGAUGUUGCGAAAGUUGAAAGAACAAAGUGCAAUCUCCUUAAGAAGAAAAUCUUCGCGAAACAGUGUAAUCAUUAUAAAUGACAGUGAAACUAGUGGAGAAGAUGAAGAAAGCGCUUCUUCACUCAGUGUCAUUGAAUGCAGUCCGAUUACGCCAUCCUUGUCUUGGCAGCAAAAAUCUAGAACAAAAGAAUUGCAAAACUCUGUUAGGCAAAACAGAGAAAAAUUAUCAAAUUUAUUCGCUAGAAAAACAUCAAAUGCAUAUUCUUCGACGGAUGGUGAGAAUAUAGCACCAUUGCAAACAGAGGACGAUGUAAUUGAAUUAUGGUCUUCUCUCAAAUAUUCCUCAAGCUUGAAUAAGGGAAAUAAUUCUAGAAAUAAAAAGAAGGAAAAUACGUAUUCUCAAAAUAAAUCAAAUAAAGAAGUAAAUUUUGUGAUAGAUACAAGGCCAAAUCUGAAGAAUCUAGAAUUACUAAAGGCAGAUACAGAAUCUGCAGCGAAGAGACGAAAACUGUGUCACAAUUUUAAUGAACUUACAUUGUCACCAAACAAAAGUCGAAAAAAGCAUAAUACCAAUAACAAAAAUUCAGGUUGCAUACGAUCCAGUACACGGUCUAAUGCGCAAUUCUGCGAAGAAGAAAGAAGUACAAUUGUAUCUGAUGAACAAAGUAGUCGAGAUUCAAGUCAUAAAUUAAGAGAAAUAAUUGUUGAUGGAUGCAAUGUUGCAAUGGCUCAAACAAAUCAUCGCACAUUCUCACUUAAAGGCAUCAAAUUAGUGGUAGAUUAUUUUACAACAAGAGGUCAUAUUGUCAAAGUUUUCUUACCACAAUAUAUACGAAAAAGAGAAUAUAUAUUACUUGAAAAUUGGUAUAAAAAUGGUAUAGUUGUUUUUACACCUAGUCGCAAAAUUGCUGGCAGACAAAUUACGCCUCAUGAUGACAGAUACAUUUUGGAAUACGCAACAGCAUGCGGAGGAAUAGUAGUUUCUACAGAUCAGUUUAGAGAUUGGUAUAAGGAAAAGCCAGAAUGGCGCGAUACAAUAUUAAAUCGUUUAUUGGCGCCAACUUUUGUUGGGGAUUAUGUCAUGUUUCCAGAAGAUCCAUUAGGUAGGUUUGGACCCAAUCUCGAUAAAUUUUUGCGAUUUUGAUGGAAUAUAAUCUUUGUUGUAAUAUGUAUUCUGAGUAAGGUAAGUUAACAAUACUGGACUAAUCACUGUCCUGUUAUUAAAAAGAAAUUAAACAUUUGAUAUUGUAAAUUUUAAUCUCAAAAAUUUACUCUAUUUUUCUUUAUGCUUGCUCAAUAUACAUAUCUUUUUACCCUGAGAAAUGAAUUAUUAUAAUGAUUAUUUACUUUUUAUAUUAUCCAUAUUAUGAGAUGUAAAUUGAAAUUUAGAAGCAGGAAGAAUUAUAGAUAGAGAUGAGAUUAAGUUGUUUUCUGAAGCACAUAAAUAAAACAUUGAGAGAGAUGUAUAUAUGUUAUUUAUAUUUUCAUAAUUAAAUGUAUUUAUAUAUCAAGCAUAGUUUUAUAAUAUAUUAUACUAUUAUAAAAAAUAGUUUACUUUCUAUCAAAACAUAUUGUGUUAAUUACUACAAAACACAUGUACAAAACAAUUGUGAAAAAAAAUUAUAAAUCUUAUUAUAAGUCAUAUAUUUACAGUUUCUUCGCAGCCUUUUUUUUGUAAGAAAUAUAAAAAAUACAUAUACGUACAAAAUCAAGUGCAUAGAAAAAAGCGAGAAAAUAAAUACACAGAGUUGGCAUUACAA